Molecule: messenger RNA, 1455 nt
Organism: Rotaria socialis
Lineage: Eukaryota; Metazoa; Rotifera; Eurotatoria; Philodinida; Philodinidae
Source: the annotation of a GenBank genome assembly
AUGGAACUACUGCAGCUUCUUCUUGGCUAUCCGAAAGAAUUUGAAGGUGAUGAAGAUUCAACAGAAUUAGAAGUUAGCACAGAUUCAUCAGAUAUAUAUAGAAAAUCUUCUAUUCAUACACCGUACGAUGUUACUAUUCGAAUCAAUAGCCUUGUCGCACUAUCAACAAGUGGUUGGGAAAUUGUACUUGGAAAUAGUGCAUCAGAGAUCCAAUCAAAUUCGUCCAUACCAAAAGACAAUCGCGGCGUUAUAGUUGCAGUUCUUGGCUCAUAUAAUCGUGGCAAGUCAUUCUUACUCAAUGAACUCUGUGGUCUAAAUCUGCCUAGUGGUAAUCUAAUACAUACAGAGGGUAUCUCCAUUACAGCAGGAAGAAAGCAGGCAGAGAAUAUAGUUUUUAUUGAUACUGCUGGAACUGACACUGCGAUACAAAAAGAUAAGCUAGAUGAUAGAAAGGCUACAGAAGCUCUAAUUAGAGAAAUAGUACUUCAUCUAUGCUCGUUUAUUAUCAUCGUGGUCAAUCGUUUACGUGCGACAGAUCAAUCAUAUAUUCAACAAGUUUUAAUGCACUCCAAAACUUCAGAAAGCAAGACAAAUAUAAUUAUCGUUCAUAACUUACUGGAUGUUGAAACAGUUCAAGAUGUAGAAACGAUAAUUAAAAAUGAAGUCGAAUUUCUUUUUGACGCCAAGCCUGAUAAUAUGAAACUAAAAAUGAAUCAGGAUUCCACAGAUGUUUCCUUCUUUCAUUCUACGAAUAACGGUGUCGACAUUCGCCAUUUUAUUUUUACGAAAAAUGGCACUGAUGCAGCCAAAAUGUGGAAUAGUCAGUCGAUUGAUGGAAUCAUGAAUAUUUUACAAACAGCUACAGAUGCGAGACGAAAUCUGAAGGUUAUCACCGAAAUGAUCAAUUUUGUCAAUACCAAACUGCCACAAUUAUUUACUAAUACUCACGAUGAUAAUUCAAGUGAGAAUAGUCAAAAGCGGCUUCAAAUCGAGAUGCACGUCAGAAAACCAUUUAUUGUACUUUCGCACCGCAAAGACAUGGAGAACCUCGAUCACGACCCCUAUCCGCUAUCCUUGUCUCCGAAGCUUCUUUAUGAUGAUGCAGGCUAUUUUAUUGGUAUUAGUUCUAUGGAUAAUGGUGAAUGGAAACCUCUUUACAAUUUAUAUGAGACAGAAGAUGAAAUUCUUGCUAUCGUUGAACUAGCAGGUUUUAAACAAGGGGAUACACGUGUUGGUGUGGGUGAAGAGUCAAUCAGUAUCGAAGGUCAGCGCGUCAAUUUUAAAGAAUCAUUAUCAAAUCCAACUGUACACCAAGAGAAAAUUCCGAUGGGCAAAUUUAAAUUAGAGAUUCCAUUCAAAUGCAGAAUCGACCAGGACAGAGUGAAACUAGAGUAUAAUGAAGGGAUGUACAAGUUUACGAUUCCAAAGAAGAAAGCUACCGUUAAAUAUCUUUAA